GUGGAUGAGUCCCGCGCCAGGAGCUCGGCAUUGUGGCCCGGUCUCCUAUCUGCUUCUUCUUGGAAACGGCGUCAGAGAGCAGCUGAGCAAAGGCUUAACAUUUCAAACGUCUGGCGGUAGGCUGUAAAGUUUCCACCCCGAAAACAGUGUCAUGCGGCAGUAGUAGUAGGGUUGGUACAGGACUCCUCGGCACAUGCCUUGGUGCUGUAGGAAUGAGUUUUCUGUAAAGCUUUGCGCACAGCCACUCCAAACCAGGGGCCUCGUUUUUUGUUUUUUUUCUCUCUCUCUUUUUUGUUUGCUCAUUUAGGAAGGAGCUGUUCUGUUUCUGUUUACGUGUAAUUCUCCUGAUUGAAUUGUUACAUAUAUAUUGGAAAAUUUCUAUUUAAACACCCUCCUGUUGAAACUGAGCUGCAUUGUAUUGUGCCUCGAGAAUCCUGUUUAACCAUUUGCGUAAAGGUUAACUCAGUCAAGCACCAGGAAAGCAAAUUCGCAGCGAAAUUCCCUCAGCAUUAGUCAUAGAUGUCCGCUCAGCUGGGAGGAGGCCUGCAGCCGGAGACCACAGUAAAACUCGAGGAACUAAAAUCUGAAGAACUUUUUGAUGUGACAAGGCCUGACGGAUGUCCCCGGGACGGAGGAGAAAAUAAAGUGGUUCUGUUCCCGGAGGGACAGCAGCAGCAGCCCCAGAUGAAACCACGCAAGAUGACUCGCAGUCCAAAAUGCGCCCGCUGUCGAAACCACGGCGUCGUUUCUUGUCUGAAAGGCCACAAACGCUUUUGCCGCUGGAGGGACUGCCGCUGUGCCUGCUGCCUGCUGGUGGUGGAGCGCCAGCGCGUCAUGGCGGCGCAGGUCGCUCUCAGACGGCAGCAGGCUGCGGAGGUGAGACGAGCACAGGGGCAGGGCAAGAAGGGGGUCAGGUGUGCAGCUCCACUGCGCAGAACGGCAUAUCAGUGUUACACCAGAGCGGCCGAGUCGAGCAUCGUGGCCAAGAGCAUCCUGCAGGGAAUCAAACCUGCUGUGCCUCCAGAGGUCGACACCCCCUGCUGGUCGAAGCAGACGCAACGUGACCAAACACACUUUACGUGCCCCUCCAUCAGCGCCCGGAUGAGGAAGAGACGAGCGUUUGCAGACAAAGAGCUGGAAAAUGUGAUGCUGGAGCAUGAACUGAGACAGAGGGAGCUGCAGAAUGACCUUUUCCCCCCCUCGGCCCUCCUUCCUAUGCUUCACCCUCCACCCUUGCCCAUCUCCCCUGGUCUCCACCGCUGCCCACCCAGCAAGGAUCCCACAACUGAAGGGCAAUCUAGCUAUGUGCCCCUGUGCAAAUACAAGCCCUUUUAUGAGUGUGACUUCCAGCUUUAUCAGUUCUUUCCCCUGAAGAGCAGGUACUCCACAGGAAAUGACUAUAAUGACUUCUUGUUAUGUCAGAGCUCCCAGCAAAGCAGACAGGAGAAGGAGGUGCAGAAUGGAUGGAAAGACAGCGAGAAGACAAAACAAGCAGAGGUCAUUCCUUCGACAUCCACACAAAGACUCCGAAAUGAUGGCAAGGCUAUGUCAUGUGCUAUUCCUGUCAAAUCCCCUUCAAAACAAGCAGAAAUAAUGGACUCAAAUGGCUCUUCAACAGUCACACUUGCUAUUUCUGCAUCAGAUCAGGGUGUCCUGGGUCAGCCAGACAUCAGCGCACCCAGCAGGACUUUUGAUCCCAGACCUUUGACAGCUAAGAGCUGGAGCUCAGACACUCCUGCCGCCCAGGCAGCUCCUCAUGCCGACUCUGUUAAGAGCCCUCACGGCAGCUCAAUCAGGACUCCGGCUGUGAGGCCAUUACCUUUUUCUGUAGAGGCUUUGCUGAGGGCCUGACAGACAACUGCAAGCAGAGUAUAGUGCAUACUUUAUUAUGCACAACCCAACCUGAACUGUCUGAAUAUAAUUGCAAAAACUGAUUUUAUGGUACAGGUUUGGAAACGCUAUUCUGUAAAGUGCCAAAAGUGAGAGAUUUUUUUAAAAACUAUUUCUAUAGAGUAAAAUCACAGUGUUUGUGUUUUUUAUUUCCAUGAAAAGUUAUUUUACUAUAUUUUAUCUAUUGAAAAAAUUAACGCUAAAAGAUAUGUAUAUGUGCUACAAUACCAUAUUUGUAUUUCCAUUCUGGGCUAAUCACAUCUUGCAACAUGCAUACUUUGAAAAAGUGUUUUCUUUUUUUAUCAUCCCAUGUCAGUAGUGCCAUAAAAAUCUACUGAA
Molecule: messenger RNA, 2229 nt
Organism: Neolamprologus brichardi
Lineage: Eukaryota; Metazoa; Chordata; Actinopteri; Cichliformes; Cichlidae
Gene: dmrt2b
Product: doublesex and mab-3 related transcription factor 2b
Biological process (GO): sex differentiation; regulation of transcription by RNA polymerase II
Cellular component (GO): nucleus
Molecular function (GO): DNA-binding transcription factor activity, RNA polymerase II-specific; RNA polymerase II cis-regulatory region sequence-specific DNA binding
Source: RefSeq, a predicted model, not a curated record